AUGAGCCGAAAGCUCGCCCCCGAAGCCAAUCGGAUUCUCUUCGUCAAGAACCUCAACUAUAACGUAACGGCAGAACAGCUUUUCGACCUAUUUGGCAAGUUUGGGCCCAUCCGUCAAAUUCGUCAGGGUAUUGCAAACAACUCGAAAGGCACUGCUUUUGUUGUAUACGAAGACGUUCAGGACGCCAAACAGGCAUGCGAUAAACUCAAUGGAUUCAACUUCCAGAACAGAUAUCUCGUUGUCCUAUAUCACCAGCCCGAGAAAAUGCUCAAGUCGAAAGAAGACCUUGCCGAAAGACAGGAAAACCUAGAGCGCCUUAAACAGCAACAUGGGAUAGAAUAA
This is a messenger RNA of Penicilliopsis zonata CBS 506.65, 342 nucleotides long. RefSeq lists its product as hypothetical. Gene Ontology annotation, cellular component: cytoplasm; nucleus; ribonucleoprotein complex. The transcript has 5 exons. Gene Ontology annotation, molecular function: mRNA binding. The record is from RefSeq and is a predicted model, not a curated record. Lineage: Eukaryota; Fungi; Ascomycota; Eurotiomycetes; Eurotiales; Aspergillaceae. Bases 1 to 342 code for a protein of 113 amino acids.